This is a messenger RNA of Corythoichthys intestinalis (scribbled pipefish), 3548 nucleotides long. RefSeq names its product 3-hydroxybutyrate dehydrogenase, type 1 (gene bdh1). Gene Ontology annotation, biological process: steroid metabolic process. Lineage: Eukaryota; Metazoa; Chordata; Actinopteri; Syngnathiformes; Syngnathidae. Bases 71 to 1216 code for a protein of 381 amino acids. Gene Ontology annotation, molecular function: oxidoreductase activity. Gene Ontology annotation, cellular component: intracellular membrane-bounded organelle. The transcript is spliced from 6 exons. The record is from RefSeq and is a predicted model, not a curated record.
UGUUUCUGUGACUGCGUGCAAAGUAUGACUAUCAGCCACUUUUUUCAUGUGAGAAAAACGUCAUGUUUCAAUGUGUGCUUUUCUUGUCUCGGAGGCGUGUCACAGAACGCAAAGGAGGCAUUCGGUUAAGAUGGCGCCGUUGCCUGCGCUCCGAGUGUGGCUUCUCGUCUCCUUCUCCGCGUUCGUCACCGUGUCCCUGGGCUUCGGACUGCCGGCGCUCCUGAAUGCCGCCACGGGGCUCCUGGGAGGGCCUGAAACGAGUGUGAGCGAGUGCGUGGUGCUGUCCUAUUUGCUCUUCGUUCUGUACGUCGCGAUGCCUAGGCUCCCCAGAGGACUCGUGGAGGCCACAGGCAAAGCGGUUGUCAUUACAGCUUGUGAUAGCGGCUUUGGUCUGGCUCUAGCCGAGCACCUGCACAAACUUGGUUUCACAGUCUUUGCAGGAUGCCUGCUUAAGGAUAAAGGCGGAGAAGGAGCAAAGGUCCUGGAGGAGCUCCAAUCAGAGCGGAUGAAGGUGUUCCAGUUGGACGUGUGCAGUGACCAGCAGGUGAACCGUGCCGCCCAGUUCAUCAGAGACAACCUGGAGACCUCCCAGCGAGGUCUGUGGGCGUUGGUCAACAAUGCAGACAUGUCCACAUUUGGAGGAGUAGAGUUCACCUCCAUGGACGCAUAUAAAGAAGUUUCUGAGGUCAACCUGUGGGGAACCAUCCGGGUCACCAAAGCGCUUCUGCCACACAUUCGCCAGGCCAAAGGCCGCGUGGUCAACAUUUCAAGCUCUUAUGGCCGGAUGGGGAAUAUCGCUCAGUCGCCUGUCUGCGUGUCCAAGUACGGCGUGGAAGCGUUCUCUGACUGCCUUCGCUACGAAAUGAAGUCCUGGGGUGUCAAGGUGUCAGUCGUUGAGCCAGGGAACUUCGGGGCUGCCACGGGCAUCCUGAGCCGUGACAUCGUAGCCCAAAUGGCCGACAAACUGUGGGCUGAGGCCCCGCCGGACGUCAGGGAGGAUUAUGGGAAAGCCCGUUUCGAGCAAACGGUAGCACCUAUCCGCUCGCAGCGCAACAGUGGACAAAAGGACUUGAGUCCCGUGCUGAACGACAUCACAGACGCCGUCACGUCUAAAUGUCCAUACACCAGAUAUAAUCCAAUGGAACCGCAUUGGUGGAUCCGAGUGCAAUUGAUGACGCACCUUCCUGCCGCACUGUCUGACUUGUUUUACUUCUAAACAGCAAAAUUCCAGCUAGUCUACGCUAUUCCUUAGCACUUGAAGCCUUAAAUCAUUUUUAAAGAAGUAAAUUAUUGCAUUUUGUUUUAUUUUAGUUCCCUCUGGCACUGUCUGUACUUUGUAGAGGAGAUCAGAGUUUUGUGGUAGUGUGUACCAGCAGGAAUGUAAGGUACCGCUAGGUUAAAGCAGCUGUGAUAUAAUCUGUUGAGCUGGGAUAGAAGGUCUUGAUUCCACAAGUAUUUAUUUUCAUGUGUCCUCCACAGUGGCCCUGAGGCGCUUCAGUUGCAAACUUAAUUUGCUAUCGUGCUGUUUCACGUCACACAGUCUCUCAACCUACCUUUGAGGUAGCUAUAGAUAAGGAUUUGUGAUCAUAAAUAGUUACCAUUACAUUUGUAACAAUGAAUAUGGGCCCCGACAUUUGUGCAUAUAGACUGUAGUAGCAAUAACUUACAGUGAAGGUUUUGAGUUGAUUUCAAUUCAUUCAACAAAACGUAAUAUGUAGCUCCUGUCAGAGACGUUCCUGACCAAUUUGGUAUCCAAGGCAACAUAUUUGCUAGUGCCCCCCCCCCCCCCCCCCCACGCCACAAUAACUAUUUCCCCCACAAAUAUUUAAACACUCACACUGCCUCUGUACUUCUUUUUCCACUGGCAGUUUGUGUGUGGGAAGACUUGGCAGGCUUAGACUUUGUGCUGAUGUGGAUAAGGUGGCUGUAAAAGAUGGCCAGGGAUGUACAGAGGUGGGAGGAAAAUAGUUCAGAAGACCAUCUACAAAGAGAAGAAAGUGGGAAGUUACAUUAUAUCAGUCAAGGAACCUGACAGGAACUUCCUGUAAGGAAAAAGGUUACAAAAACUGGUUCACUUGUUGUUUUAGGUCAAAACAUAACAUGAAUUGGCACUAGGUGGCGUGGUAGCAUCACACAACAUGGAAUAUGUGGAACGAAAGAGCAUAUGCUAGGAUACUUUUUCAGUGUUUGAAAAUAUUUGCAUAUCAUGCACACCAAUAAAAUAUACACUGUUUAGGUAUUUUAUCAACAUGUAAAACAAUCGGAAAAGGCAAAUGAUAGAAAAGAAAACGCAUGAGUGGCCGUAAACCACUAAACGUCCACUAGAGUUCACUCUUCUUCAAUUUCUUGAUCUUCUGCCAGGUAUAAUUGUAGCACUCAAGUGAAACUCAAACACUAAACCUUUAGGAAGGAAAUGUUUCCAUAAAGGGGCCCAAGAAUAACACAGCAAGCAUAAAUAUUGUGGCAAAUUAAUGUCUUCCACAUUAGCCAUAAAUGACGACAUAUCUUACCUUGAUGCGUUCGUGUGUCGCAUUUGAGUUUCGGAAAUUCUGAAAAUUAACAAAUAUGGCUAUGUGCUUUGUUCGGUCACUGGCCGCGUUUGAAUAUCAACGCCCCAAACCAAGCGCUAUAAGCUUGUCAUCCGACCAUUAAUUUUACAUUUCGACCUCCACCUGUACACGGUGUUGCGGGUGACGCCAUGUUCUUUUAAAUACCGCCUCCAAACAAAAGCGUUCAACACAAGUGUCUUCAUUGGUUGUUUUGAUUAUGACCAUCCUUCAAAGCAGCCACAUCCCACUUUUGCACCAAGUGGAUAGUGUCAGAAAAGCUAUGUUACAGGUAACCCUACGGCUACACGUUGAAGUAGCUUGCCUGGAUACUACAAAACAUUAGCCUGGUACACCAGACUCACCGCUGUUCCAGCUAUAGAGUCUGGCGACCAAUGAGCGGAUCAAAUUUCCAGGGCGGAGCAAGCCACAGAAAACAGACAGCGGAGUGGACCAAUCAGCGACGGGCAGACGUGACGUUGGUAAAGAGACAACUCGCGCGGCGCGAGCGGAGUUUAUUUAACAUGGCUAGCACGAGACAGCCUGUUGUCAAUGACUUGUGUCUACGUGUUUUUGUUUAUUUCAAACUGAUUUUACCAUGGAUUGGAACAUAUUCUCGGCUCUCCUGUUCGUCAUCGGUGUUGUUGUGGAGACGACUUCCGACGCGGAAGAGUGACGUUGCUAAUUAAGAACACGUCACGCUAAAGAACGAAUCUGAUUGGACGGUUCAUUUUGUUCUUGCUCGAGAGGCCGUUAAUGGGCUGGGUCCCAGACUAUUCUCAGUGUUUGGAAAAAUACAGGGAAAACAGUCUGGCCGUGCCAGGUAAACAAAACAUGUAUUCCUUGAACUAAAUACCAAUUUGGCAUAUCAAAACACAGUUUCAAGUUUGUUUGAUGUUGUUUAUUACGUCAUUGUAACACUAAUAAACUCUUCUAAGUUAUAACACCUGAAGACAAUCUCCCCUCCGUUAAAAACAGCAUUAAGAGCAUGACAAUAAAUUU